Paramormyrops kingsleyae is the source of this 950-nucleotide messenger RNA. RefSeq names its product mediator complex subunit 31 (gene med31). Gene Ontology annotation, cellular component: mediator complex. Lineage: Eukaryota; Metazoa; Chordata; Actinopteri; Osteoglossiformes; Mormyridae. Gene Ontology annotation, molecular function: transcription coregulator activity. Gene Ontology annotation, biological process: regulation of DNA-templated transcription. The record is from RefSeq and is a predicted model, not a curated record.
CCGCUUCCCAAAACGCCGCUCUACACUGAUAGUUUAUUUUUCCGGGAAAAUGGUGGUGUAGAUGAUCAUUCUCUUUUGUUAUGGUCUUUAAUCCUGUAUUUUGAAUAGUCUGAUCACACCAAUUACCUAUCUUCAGCAUUCGGUAAUUUUUCCAUAACCUUUUGGAAUCAUUUUUUGUAAUUGACUAUCCACUACAAAGUUGCUUUCCAUGGCCGGGGUAAUGGAAACAGAAGAGCAGGCGAAGACCCGCUUCCAGUCGGAGCUCGAGUUCGUCCAGUGUCUCGCCAAUCCCAAUUACCUCAACUUUUUAGCACAGCGGGGAUACCUGCGAGAGAAGCCAUUUGUGAACUACCUUAAGUAUCUCCUGUACUGGAAGGACCCUGAAUACGCCAAGUACCUGAAGUACCCCCAGAGUCUGCACAUGUUGGAAUUGCUGCAAUACGAACACUUCCGCAAGGAGCUGGUGAACGCUCAGUGUGCCAAAUUCAUAGACGAGCAGCAGCUCCUGCACUGGCAGCAUUACUCACGCAAGCGCAUGCGGCUGCAGCAGGCCUUGGCGGAGCAGCAGCAGCAGCAGCAGCACAGUGGCACCGCCUCCAAGUGAAAGACCACGCCCCUUUAGGGUGGGAGGAAAGAAGCCUUGAAACAUGUGGUGGGUGGGGCCCUGUGAUGCCAACCACACAGGGUUAAGCCAAUGCAAGCUGACAUGUGACCAGCAGGGGUGGGAUAAAGCAGUCUGACUGAUUUACAUUGGAGGGUAAUCCUCCCUCUUUCCCAUUUUUCCGAUUUUUUUUUUUCCCCCCAAUGUGUGGAGAGGAAAGAGUGAAGAACCGGAGGGAGCAUGGAGGUUAAGGACAGACAGAUCCUCUUAUAAUUUGUUUGAAAGUUAAAUUGCCUGUUUUGUUGUUUUUCAAUUUCUCUGUAAAAUAAAAAUGUGUAGUUUCUGUCCA